CAUUAAAUACCUUCACAGCCUUCAUAAAAUCUCUCUCUUCUCUCCAGAAUAACGCCACUGGUAGUAGUAUUAAAAAUUAAAAAGAAUCCAAUGCAGCACAUAAACUAAAACAUUCACGGUUUCACCUUCACACUUAUACUUUCACUUAUUUACAACCAUGCCCUCCCGACAAACACCUUCACCGCCGCCGCCUAACAUUCUCUCUUCUCAUCUCGUCCCUCCACUUGCCGGCGCCGGUGCUGGGGUUUUCUCUCUCCUUAUUCUCUUCAUUAUUUUCUAUCGGAAACUCGCUCUAACUCGACGUACAACGCCGUUAAACGAGGAGAGAGAAACUCGCCGGAAACUGCAACCGCCGGAGCUUCGAAAAUUUUCUUUCUCUCAGUUUCGGAAGGCGACUUCUUCUUUCGAUAUAUCGUAUCGGGUCGGCCAAGGUGGGUUCGGUUCAGUUUAUCGUGUGGCACUUCCUUCUACUGGAGAAAAUGUCGCUGUUAAAGUUAUGGAAACUUCGGGAACUAUACAAGGUGAACGUGAGUUUCACAACGAAAUCUGUCUAGCAAAUCGUGUAAUAUCUACGGUUGGAUCGCCGUUUCUGGUGUCAAUCCUUGGGUAUUCGUGCGGUGGAAGAGGAAGAGGCAGAGGGAGAGGAGAGAGGAAGGUUAUAGUUUAUGAAUUGAUGGUGAAUGGAAGCUUACAGGAGAAAUUAUUGGAUAGUAAAUGCGUGGAGCUUGCAAAUUGGGAGAAAAGGUAUAAAGUAAUACUUGAUGUAGCUAAAGCUUUGUAUUAUUUGCAUUUUAAUUGUGGAAAUAGUGCUGUUGUUCAUGGUGAUGUUAAACCCAGUAAUGUUUUGCUUGAUGAUGAAUUCAAUGCUAAAUUAGGGGAUUUUGGCUUAGCUACUGUUUUAGAUAAGGAGAAUGAUGAUGAAGUCAGUGUUUUGAUUGAGAUUGAUGAUGUUGUUGAUGAUGACGUAAAAAAUGGGGAGGAAAUUGAGUCCAUUGUCGAGGAAGAGGUGGAGAGUGAGAGUGUUGUAACGACGGUGGAGAGAUCACCAACGACGUGUAGUAAUACGAUGGCUUCGCCAUGUGAAGGGUUUGAGAGGGCAAGUAGUCUGCCGGAGAGUUGGGUGGAUAAGAUGAGUGUUGAGAGUGGGAAGAUAGGGAAGAAGAAGAACGGUGGGGGAUCGGGGAGGGAUUAUUGGUGGUGGAAACAGGAUAAUGGUGGGAGUAAUGGGGCUGUUGGAGGGUCUGAAUCGGGGAGAGUUAAAGAUUAUGUGAUGGAGUGGAUUGGGAGUGAGAUUAAGAAGGAAAGACCUAAUAGUUCUGAUUUGAUCGGAGGGACGAUCACGACAGAGGAUUCUGGUUUGGUUUGUAAGGAUGAUGGUGGUUGUGAGGUUAGAGUUGAGGGGAAGAAGCAAAAGAAGAAGAGGAUGGAUUGGUGGCGGGUUUCUAUGGAUGAAGAUAAGUUCAGGAGGAAAAGAGAAAAGAAUAGGAGGCCAAGGGAAUGGUGGAAGGAGGAGUUUAGUGAGGAGUUGACUAAGAAGAGUAAAAACUGCAAGAAGAAUAAAACUGGUGUGAAAUCGAGUAGGAGUGAAUUGUGGUGGCAAAGGGAUGAGGAUUUCGUUGCACCCGAGAGGAAGAAGAGGAGGAAGAGUAGGGGUAGUUUAGGAAGUAUUGAUUGGUGGUUAGAUGGUUUUAGUGGCGAUCUUCGUGGUUGUCGGAGGAAUAGUCAGGAUUGGGUUAGUGGGGAUAUACCCAAAAGUGGUGGCAUUAGUAGCACACCUAGUAUGAGGGGUACUGUGUGUUAUAUUGCCCCUGAAUAUGGUGGUGGUGGGCAGAUAUCAGAAAAAUGUGAUGUAUAUAGUUUUGGCGUCUUGGUGUUGGUGAUCAUUUCUGGCCGUAGACCAUUGCAAGUGAUGGCUUCUUCUAUGUCGGAAUUUGAGAGGGCGAAUUUGGUUUCAUGGGCUAGGCAAUUGGCUUACAACGGGAAGCUACUAGAUCUUGUGGACUCCUCGAUUCAAGCAUUGGAUAAGGAUCAGGCAAUGCUAUUAAUUACAAUAGCACUCCUUUGUUUACAGAGAUCGCCCUGUAAACGACCCAACAUGAAAGAGAUUGUAGAAAUGAUAACUGGGGAAGCUGAACCACCCCAUUUGCCAUUCGAAUUCUCUCCAUCACCACCUUCGAAUUUCCCCUUUAAGUCGAGAAAAAAGGGUCGGUACUGAUGAAAAUUUGUUGUAUCUAUGUGACCGCUAAUGAAGGUAGAAUCUAUUGGUUGCUUUAUCUGUUACCCCUCACCUGGGCCAGGCUGCAUAAAGCUGAGUCGAAACAUGUUACCUGACUUGAAUGUAUGAAUGUCAGUGUGUGCUCGGUGGGUCAGGUGAAGGUGACAUGUUUGCUCUGUUCCUUGCAUUAUUCUUACCUUUCUUCUUGUUUUAGUAUCUCUGUUUGAUUACAACGGGGUAGAAAGUGAGUAAUGUUCGACUCCAGGGCCUAGGCAGUGCUGUUACAGUCAUGUCCUAGUUAAAUCAUAAGGACACAUUUCUUUAGUGAGCAAAAAGAGUAUCUGAUUGUUGUUCCUAUAUGAAUUGAAGUAUUCUUAUGGUUGUUCCUAUAUGAUUAUUUUGGCAGAUAGUAUAUUUUCGGGACCAUGGGGACUCUUGUCAUUCUGAUUAGAUCAGAAUCUGCACACCUUUCUUUUCUGACACUGUUUCUUGGCUCUACAGACUUGGCAAGUUUCCUCAAUUACAAAACAAGGCUUCGCCACCUUAUCAUGACUUUCUCAUAAAUAUUUUUGUGGCUACACAAAUGGUGGUUGGAUGUGGACGCACACCUUAGUCAACGUGCGACCUAGGCCCAAUAGCAUGCUAACACCUUGUUUUGAACUCGUUUGUGCAUAACAAGCCAUUGACGUCCUUUAUCCUAUAAUAAGUUAUGGGUGAAAAGACUCAAAACUUGAUAGCUCAACCAUGAACUUUGAAGCAAACAUUGAUGCAUGAUACAGAAGCAUUCAUUUCAGGAAUUUCUACCAAAGUAUAUACGUGAGGAAAGCGUUUUUUAAUGUUCUAAUAUGGAUAUUAAUCAAGUCUCGAUAGAAUAUAGAAAGUUGUGACCACGAAAGAUGAAUAUGUUCACUGAUUUUACAUCUGAGUAUGUAGACAAUGAAGUCCAUGGUAAAAGGUCGAGUUAUAUUCUACGACUACAGAGUUGAGUUGUAGAAGGAACAUUAGUCAAAUGAACGUAUGCAAGUCGUAGUUGUGAGUUGAGUUUUAUAGAUGAUGGGAGUUUUGCAUCCGUUAGUAUAAGGUGCUCGAAUGUAGUAGAUGUGAGGUGAGUUGCUUGUUCGAGCCGGCUGUUAGAGGGUCUCUUUUGUGAGAACCCUUUUUACUGAUUUACUUGACUGGAUAAAUAUCAAAAUCCUCUAGUAGAGCUUAAUGUAGAGCUUGUGUGCCAAAUGAGCAUUUCUUCUACUUUUAGCUUUAUAUAUACUUUAUGUUUUGACUCAUUUAAUUAUGCUUAUCAUCUACUAUCUAAAUUAUUUAUAAA
Amaranthus tricolor (Joseph's coat) is the source of this 3536-nucleotide messenger RNA. RefSeq names its product receptor-like serine/threonine-protein kinase At2g45590. The transcript is spliced from 2 exons. Gene Ontology annotation, molecular function: protein kinase activity; ATP binding. The coding region runs from base 158 to 2215 and encodes 685 amino acids. Gene Ontology annotation, biological process: protein phosphorylation. Lineage: Eukaryota; Viridiplantae; Streptophyta; Magnoliopsida; Caryophyllales; Amaranthaceae. The record is from RefSeq and is a predicted model, not a curated record.